Molecule: messenger RNA, 4644 nt
Organism: Drosophila virilis
Lineage: Eukaryota; Metazoa; Arthropoda; Insecta; Diptera; Drosophilidae
Source: RefSeq, a predicted model, not a curated record
UUUGUUUUUGUUGCGCGCGGUUGUGCCUUCGCCUUGUAUGUAUAGCAGCAGCAGAAACAGCAGCGCCGGUCUGAGCGAGAGAGACUGACGCCCGUGUGCAUGCAUGCGAAAGGAAAAACGCUCACUUGGAUGCAAUUUUCAUUAGUGAGAAAAUUGUGAGAACCUACGAAAGGAAAGAAAAUAAAAAUAAAAAAAAAGCAAAAACAAAACGAAAAGAAAAACAUUCCAGACAGUACAAUUGCAACACGACGAAAUUGACAAUACAAUUGCGCAGAUAGUUGUAGAUCCCAGGGUCCAGAAGAGACUGUGCCAUACGAAAGGGGCACAGAGACUGUGUGUGUGUGUGUGUGUGUGGCGUGUGGUGUGUGGUGUGUGGUGUGUAACAACAACAACAACAAUUGCAGCGCAGUCGAACAACAACUAAAAUGCGGCGGCAGUCAACGAUGCUGGCCGCGAUAUUACUGGCUGCCAUUUUAGGCAGCACAACGGCAAUGAACAAUUCCCCGCCGCGGAUCAUCAAACAGCCCCCCACAGAUGAGCUGCUUUUCAAGGUGGCGCAACAGAACAAAGAGAGCGACAAGCCAUUCAUUAUCGAGUGCGAGGCCGAUGGACAACCGGAACCGGAAUAUAGAUGGAUCAAGAACGGCAAGAAGUUUGACUGGCAGGCGUACGACAAUCGUAUGCUGCGCCAGCCAGGACGUGGCACACUGGUGAUCACAUCACCCAAAGAUGAGGAUCUGGGACAGUAUCAGUGCUUUGCCUCCAAUGAGUUUGGCGUUGCCACAUCGAAUUCGGUGUUUGUGCGAAAGGCGGAGCUGAAUGCGUUCAAGGACGAGGCAGCCCGCAGCGUUGAGGCCGUCGAGGGUGAACCAUUCUCGCUGCAGUGCGAGGCGCCCGAUGGCUGGCCAAAGCCCACUGUCAACUGGCUGAUACAGCAGACCAUCGAUGCGGGCAUUAAGUCGAUCAACAAUUCACGCAUGACCCUCGACCCGGAGGGCACACUCUGGUUCUCCAAUGUGACACGCGAUGAUGCCAGCGGCGAUUUCUGGUAUGCCUGCUCGGCAACGUCAGUGUUCCGCAACGAGUACAAGAUCGGCAAUAAGAUACUGUUGGACGUCAAGCAGAUGGGCGUGAGUGCAUCCCAGAAUCGUUAUCCGCCCAAGCGUCAGUAUGUGACCCGCAAGAACGAGGUGGCGCUGCGCGGCAAACGUGUCGAACUGUUUUGCAUUUAUGGCGGCACACCGUUGCCGCAAACCGUCUGGUACAAGGAUGGAAAACGGGUGGAAUGGAACGAUCGCAUUACCCAAGGCAAUUAUGGUAAAUCUCUGGUGAUUAGGCAGGCCAAUUUCGACGAUGAGGGCACCUACAACUGUGACGUUUCCAAUGGUGUGGACCAGGCGCAAUCCUAUUCGAUCAAUUUGAAAAUUCAUGCCAUACCCUACUUCACCGAGGAGCCGGAGAUACAAAAUGCCGCCGAGGAUGAGGAGGUCAUAUUCAAUUGCAAGGCCGCCGGACAUCCGGAGCCGACCAUUCAAUGGAUACACAAUGGCAAGCCGAUUGCGCAAAGCGAACCAAAUCCUCGACGCACCGUUACCAACAACUACAUUAAGAUCGUGAAUCUGGUAAAGAAGGACACGGGCAAUUAUGGCUGCAACGCCACAAAUUCCCUUGGCUAUGUCUACAAGGAUGUGUACCUAAAUGUGCUCGCACUGCCCCCAGAGAUCCAGGAGCCACCACGUGCCGAGGCCACCGUCAACGGACGCAACAUCACAAUGCGUUGUCGCGUCUUUGGUGCACCCAAGCCCCAGGUGAAAUGGCGCCACAAUAAUAACUGGCUGACCGGUGGUCGUUACAAUGUGCUGCCAUCGGGCGAUCUGGAGAUACAGGAGGUGACCUUCGCUGACAACGGCAACUACACCUGUUUGGCGGUCAACAAGUUUGGCAAUGCGACGGCCGAGGGUUCACUGGUGGUAAAGGAGCGCACCAGGAUAACACAGGAGCCGCAAAACUAUGAGGUCGCCGCCGGCCAAUCGGCCACAUUCCGUUGCAACGAAGCGCACGAUGACACCUUGGACCUGGAGAUCGAAUGGCUAAAGGAUGGCCAACCGAUUGAUUUUGAUGCAGAGGCACGAUUUGUCAAGACCAACGACAAUUCGCUGACAAUUGCCAAAACCAUGGAACUGGAUUCGGGCGAAUACACGUGCGUUGCGCGCACUCAACUGGACGAGGCCACGGCCAAGGCAAAUCUUAUAGUGCAGGAUGUGCCGAAUGCGCCCCGUUUGAUAGGCAUCAUAUGCCAAGCCGAUAAGGCAAAGAUCUCCUGGGAGCCACAGGGUGAUAAUCGCUCGCCCAUUCUACACUACACGAUCCAGUUCAAUACCUCGUUCACGCCCGCCUCCUGGGAUACGGCAUACGAGAAGGUGCCCAGCACAGACUUCUCAUUUGUACUGCAAAUGUCGCCGUGGGCCAACUAUACGUACCGUGUGAUUGCUUUCAACAAGAUCGGCCCAUCGCCGCCGUCGGGGCAUAGCGAGGCGUGCACCACACAGCCGGAUGUGCCGUACAAGAAUCCGGACAACGUUGUCGGCCAGGGCACAGAGCCAACUAAUUUGGUCAUCACAUGGACACCGAUGCCGGAGAUUGAACACAAUGCUCCCAACUUCCAAUAUCGUGUCAGCUGGAAGCGUGACAUACCCGCUGCGACCUGGGAGAACAAGGAUAUCUAUGAUUGGCGCCAGAACAAUCUGCUGAUUCCCGAUCAGCCGACAUUCGUCAAAUAUCACAUCAAGGUGGUGGCCAUCAAUGAGCGCGGUGAAUCGAAUGUUGACGCGGAGGAGGUGAUCGGCUACUCUGGCGAGGACCGUCCCCUCGAGGCACCCACUAACUUCAGCAUGCAGCAAGUAACCAGUGCGACCCAUGCCUAUGUCGGCUGGAAUCCAGUUAGCCCGGAAUCGGUGCGCGGCCAUUUCAAGGGCUACAAGAUCCAAACCUGGACGGACAAGGAGGGCGAAGAGGGGCUCCGUGAAAUACACACAAUCCAGAACGGUGCGCUCGUCACACAAUUCAAGCCCGACUCCAAGAACUAUGCCCGCGUCCUGGCUUACAAUGGUCGCUUCAAUGGACCGCCCAGCGCUGUGAUUGACUUUGACACGCCCGAGGGUGUGCCGUCAUCAGUGCAAUCUCUGGAGGCUUAUCCGCUGGGCUCAUCAGCCUUCUGGCUAACCUGGAAGAAGCCGCUCAAUCCCAAUGGCAAGCUGACUGGCUACAAAAUCUACUAUGAGGUGGUCAAGGGCAGCUAUGUGGGCGAACGACGCGAAUAUGAACCCCAUAUCACCGAUCCUCGCAUUACACGCAUGAAAAUGGCCGGUCUGAAACCGAAGACCAAGUAUCGCAUCUCCAUCACAGCCACAACCAAAAUGGGCGAGGGCACCGAGCAUUACAUCGAGAAGACCACACUGGGCGAAGAUGUUGAGCCGCCAUCCACACCAUCCCUAACAUGGGAGCCGAUCCAGUCGCCGAAUGGUCAACCCACCUACCGUAUAAAUUGGGUGCCCAGCACUGAUGGCCGUUCGGGCUCACACUUCUUCACCAAGUACAGAAUCAAGGGCGAAACGGAAUGGAUUAACAAAGAACCCGAGAAAUCAGUCGACUAUCAAGAGGUGGGCAGCCUCGAUCCGGAUACAGUUUACGAGUUCCGCGUUGUGUCCGUCGAUGGACAUUAUCACACGGAGAGCGCCACACACGAAAUUGAUACGAACAGCGCCGAGGGACCGAUAAUGGUGCGCAACGAGACUCUGGCGAAUGCCGGCUGGUUCAUUGGCAUGAUGUUGGCUCUGGCCAUCAUCAUAAUCCUGUUUAUCAUCAUUUGCAUUAUACGUCGCAAUCGUGGUGGCAAAUAUGAUGUGCACGAUCGCGAGCUGGCCAAUGGCAGGCGCGAUUAUCCGGAUGAGGGCGGUUUUCACGAGUACUCGCAACCUUUGGACAACAAGAGCGCUGGUCGCCAAUCCGUUAGUUCAGCGAAUAAGCCCGGCGUGGAGAGCGAUACCGAUUCGAUGGCCGAAUACGGCGAUGGCGAUACAGCUGUGACCACAGCCGCCGGUCAUGCUGCCACCGCUGCGCGCAAGGCAUGAACGAAGAUGGUUCCUUUAUUGGUCAAUAUGGACGCAAAGGACUUUGAUUUAAUUUGUAAGCAGCGCGGCUUCCACAGCAGCAACAAAUAAACCGAACCGAUUCGAACCGAGCCCCUCCACUACAACAACAACAACAACAACAACAAACAUCCACAACAACAAUUACAUCAACAGCGCCCAAAAUUCUAAUUGAAAAUCAAAGUUUUUUUUUAAGUUAAUUUUUAGUGCGACGAGUUCAUUUUCAACAUGAAAGCGAAUAUUUUUUAUAAAGUAACUAAAACUAGAACUAAACAAAACAAAAUUAAAAAAAAAAAAUGAUACUGCCAAGCAAAAACGAGAAAAAGAACAAAGAACAACAACGAUGCAGCAAAAAGGCUAUUAUAACAAAACAAGAAAGAAAAAAAAGCAACAAACAAAAAACAUAUUCUGGCGCCUUGGCUUAAUCAAGGAUCACCGUCGCCGAAGGGGGGGUGGAGCAGUGGCAGAGAACCAAGAAUGCUUAACUCCAAGCCCA